Didymodactylos carnosus is the source of this 1164-nucleotide messenger RNA. Lineage: Eukaryota; Metazoa; Rotifera; Eurotatoria; Philodinida; Philodinidae. The record is from the annotation of a GenBank genome assembly.
CAAAAAUGCGUCUUCCUGUCGCAUUGAUUAACUGGGACCAGGAAAAGGCAUUUGAUCGAGUUAAUCAUAAAUAUCUCUUCGAAGUCCUUAAAGUUUUUGGCUUUGGAAAGAACUAUAUCAGUUGGAUAAAAAUGUUGUAUACCGGAGCAACGUUUAAAAUCCGAAUUAAUGGACAUUCAGCUGAUGAUAUACCAUUUGAAUCAGGUGUAAGACAAGGUUGUUCUUUGUCAGGAGGUAUCUAGAUUCUAUUGGGAAUCUUGGUUCACUCAGAGAGUGGUUCGUUAUAUUCAAUGAUGAAAAGUCAAGAGAAAGUUUCUUGAAAAAUGAUGUGUUAGAAGUAAAUGACCAACAAUUCGAUAUACGCACACCAUUCCAAGAAACAAAAACUAUCCGAUUACUCGGAAUACCAUCAACCGUUAGUGAUGACGUUGUAAGAUCUUUUGUAUCGAAAUGGGGAAUUGUGAUGCAUAUAGAAUGUGAAACACUUCCACACCCAUAUAGACGAAUUAAAACCUUCGUUCGGCGUGUGCGUUUUACGAAUAAAGAAGCGGAACAGAAUGUUCCUAUUUCUAUUAAAAUAGCUGGACUUAGUAUUUCAGUCCAUUUGGAAGGUAGACAACAAGUUUGUUAUCGUUGUAAAGGAAGUGGACAUAUUAAGAAAGAUUGUAAAGUAUCAAAGUGUCGUGUGUGUAAAAGUUUUGGACAUGACGACCCAGAUUGCCAUGUUCAUGCAUCGUAUGCAAAUAUAACCCGUGUAGAUGAUGUUGAUGAUCAAGUAAAUGAUCAAGAUGUUAAUUAUGAGGAACAAGAAUGUUCAGCUAGUUCACAUAAUACUCAUAUGACACCGUCUAAAACGGAUGGCAGUGAUUGUGAUCAUAGUGGACAUGGUUUUAACGAACCAUCAACCUCAUUAUCAUGUAAAAGUCAACCUCAGCCUAGUCCUGCGGAUAUGCAGAACACUGUGAUUGAGCCAGUAACACUACCAACAAUUGUUGACAAGAAUCAACAAAAUGAUCGAUUAUCUAAUGAUGAGAAUUAUAAUAGUUCUGAUGGUUUUCAGAGCGUUUCAAAUGAUUCUGCAUCUAUUAGUAAUGCCGAAUUACAUCAUGUGAGUAAUUCACAAGGAAUGAAACAUGUUGAAAAUUGUUCUCCUGUGUUAGCGUC